CAGUGCUGGUAGCAACGUGCCGCAUUCCCACUUAUUAUAAAUACUAGCGCUUAAUUCAUUUUAUCGACCUGAAAUGCCUCUCCGUCCCGCAUUCGACUUUCUGUAGUUGUCGUUCACCAUGCCGCUCGACAGAAUCAUUACCGAUCCAAUCAUAUCCACAGAGAACACAACGUUCUCCUCAUCGCCCUCACCAACUCCAGUCGACCACUACCCAACGUCGGUACUCGAGGGUGCCGCAGUCCCAACGGAACGCGACCCAUUGAUUCGGACUGCGCCCAAAGUCAAGAAACCAUUCUACCGUGCCCGCCCAUUAUGGUUAGUACCAUUUGCACUAAUUGCAUCUCUUACUCGCGGCAUGACGCUGGCGUCCCGUGUGGAAGUCUUUACACAAUUGUCAUGCCACAAUCUAUACGAGCACUAUAAUCAUACCCGCGUGGUACACACUCCGUUCAACUCAAGCCAAUACGUGGACGAUCCAGUAGAACCUCAUUCAAUCUCCGUGCAUUUGACGUCAUCACCUAUCCUUACUUCAGGCAAAACCCAGGAGAAUGGCGAUGUUGAUAAAGAUGAAGAUCCCCGCGUGAUACCAAGUAAAAAGUGUGUUUCGGAUCCCGCCGUCCAGGCAGGUGCUGCACGCCUGCAGACCAUAAUGACCACAACGAUGGGUGCCCUCUCUGCUCUUACAACAGGCUGGUGGGGCCAGUUCGGGGAAAGGCACGGCCGCACACGCAUCCUCGCUAUCUCCACUUCGGACUCUUCCUUACGUACGGACCUCACAUUUAUUCUUGUAUCAACACCUCACAGCCCCCUAGCCGUUCACUCGCAUAAGCUGCUCAUCAUUGCACCUAUCAUCGAGGCUCUCUUGGAGGAUGCCGACCACCCACUACAAAGCGUUACAUCUGUUUUCUGGGUGGCGAUUACCUGUUCUUUCGUGAACUUGAUCUUAGUACUCUUUGUGUUCCCUGAAUCGCUUCCCGCCUCUCGCCGAGCAUCAAAUAGGAAAGGUAAGAGUCGAGCUGUUGAGAGUGGUCCAGAAUUCACUAGCAGUAAGGACGACGAACCCUCCAAUGGAUGGAUCGCAACUCGCAUCAUCCGAAGCUUUCUAUCACCCCUCGCCGUCUUCCUCCCGUCCCAUGUUCCUGUAGCUACCAGUGCCACUGGAGACUCACUCCUCAAGUACCUAUAUGCUGAGCAUAUCUACGACUGGGCAGCUGAACAACUGAGCUACUAUAUCUCCUUCAUGGGAGCCUGUCGUGCUUGGUACUUACUCGUCUUCCUGCCAUUCCUUCUUUUAAAGUUCAAGCCCGUCCGCGCUGCGGUUUCAUCUACAAACGCACCCGCGAAUCCUGCGGCACCUACGUCAAAGCCCAAGCCUACAAAGUCUCAUCUAUUCAAUGAAAUGCGGUUCGAUCUGCGUGUCGUGCGGUACUCCAUGCUUAUGGACUUCCUUUCGCAUGCGCUUGUUGUCAUUGCGCCUCUGCCCUCCCGCGAUGCAAGUAGUGUUUGGUGGUCGCAGUUCAUGUUCGUUGGUGCAACGUCACUCUCGUGCGUUGGUGCGGGGGUGAUGCCAGGCAUGCAGAGCCUCGCAUUGUGCACUCUCCAGGGUCGUGCGCUUGCUACUAAGGAAGGUGCUGUCCGUACAGGCGAAGCUCAGGAGCAUGAUAAUGAUGUUGAGUUGGAGCCUGGAAAGCUCUUUGGGGCUCUCGCUGUCCUGCAAGCCGUCGGUCAGACUAUUCUCGGGCCCAUGAUCUUUGGUGUCAUCUACAGCAGCACCGUAGCCUCCUUCCCAAAGGCCAUUUUUGCAACGGCCAGUGGCCUGGUACUUCUAUCAAUCGCGUUCACUCUCCUCGUCAGGCCAGAUGUCAGUCUCUCCGUGAUGAAACGCAAGAAGGUCCAAGCCAAAGGUAAAACUGUCGUUCGUUCUCAUGGUGUGAAGCCGAAACGCAGAUAUCAGGAGCAGGCCCGCGGUCGAUCGCGGGUGAGCAAGGAUCUUAGGGGCGGCGCUGCGCGAGCAGACUAUGAUGUUUCGAUGUUUGAUGGCAGUGCUAGUGAGGCCAGCGGUUCUGGUUCUGGUUCGGGCUCGUCUGUCUGAGUGCUUCUUGGUGUGUGCUCGCGGCGUGGUGAUAUAUUGUGGAAGGAUUAGUUAAUAAAUACCAUAGCAUUCAAGUCGCUUGCUGCGGCGGUGGGAUAUAUAGCGGGAUAUCUAGGUUAAUCGUAUGUAGUAAUUUAUUAAAAGUGAUAUUGACAGUCUUCGGUGUGGUAGUACUUGCCAUGUCCGGGUGACAACUCGGAAGCUCGGACGGAACGAUUUUUUGAGAUGGC
Suillus subaureus is the source of this 2322-nucleotide messenger RNA. RefSeq lists its product as uncharacterized. Lineage: Eukaryota; Fungi; Basidiomycota; Agaricomycetes; Boletales; Suillaceae. The transcript is spliced from 9 exons. Gene Ontology annotation, cellular component: membrane. Gene Ontology annotation, biological process: transmembrane transport. Gene Ontology annotation, molecular function: transmembrane transporter activity. Bases 119 to 2092 code for a protein of 657 amino acids. The record is from RefSeq and is a predicted model, not a curated record.